Cannabis sativa is the source of this 1230-nucleotide messenger RNA. Its product is annotated as oxygen-evolving enhancer protein 3-2, chloroplastic. The transcript is spliced from 3 exons. Lineage: Eukaryota; Viridiplantae; Streptophyta; Magnoliopsida; Rosales; Cannabaceae. The record is from RefSeq and is a predicted model, not a curated record. Gene Ontology annotation, molecular function: calcium ion binding. Gene Ontology annotation, biological process: photosynthesis; photosynthetic electron transport chain. Bases 341 to 1039 code for a protein of 232 amino acids. Gene Ontology annotation, cellular component: extrinsic component of membrane; photosystem II oxygen evolving complex; chloroplast.
UAUUUGGUUUUUCGUACUAAAGUAAAAAAUAAAUAAAAUAUUUUUUAUUGAGGGAAAUUAAACGAAAAAAGCUUCCGAUAAGAAAGUUGAAUGUAACACGUGGCGACAUACGGUUGGAAGAAACCAUAUCCAGCUUAUCCGAUUUGGAAAAAUGGCAGAUAAGGCAUUAUUGUCCACAAUGACUCUACAUCACAAAAAACUAAGAACCAAAACAGGAGAGCAUCACUGGUAACACCCAAAAAUAUAUUUCCACAUCACUCCCUCAGCCUAAUCACUUUAGAUACCAAUAACACAGAGCUAAAGAAAUAACCAAUUAUAAUCAUCUUGGGAGGUUGAGAAAAUGGCACACGCUAUGGCUUCAAUGGCUGGUUUACAUGGCUCCUCCCAGACUGUCUUGGAAGGCAGCAUUCAACUUAGUGGCUCCAACCGCUUGAACAUUGUCAGCAACAACCGGGCUCUGAACAACCGAACUGGGUUCACAGUCAGGGCCCAACAGGGGUCAACCGAGACCGAAACCAGCAGCCGUCGGGCUGUGUUGGGCCUCGUGGCCGCUGGUUUGGCUUCUGGGUCUUUUGUUCAGGCCGUGUUCGCUGAGGCCAGGUCCAUCAAAGUUGGCCCACCUCCUCCUCCCUCCGGUGGAUUGCCUGGAACUCUGAACUCAGAUGAGGCAAGAGACCUUAAUUUACCUCUUAAGAAUAGGUUCUUCUUGCAGCCACUAACUCCUUCUGAGGCUGCUCAGAGAACUAAGGAGUCAGCCAAGGAGAUUGUUAAUGUUAAGGGAUUGAUAGAGAAGAAGGCUUGGCCAUAUGUCCAGAACGAUCUCCGACUCAGGGCUGAGUAUCUUCGCUAUGAUCUCAACACUAUUAUCUCUUCCAAAUCCAAAGAAGAGAAAAAGCCCCUUAAGGAACUCGCUGGAAAGCUCUUCCAAGACAUCAACAAUUUGGACUAUGCAGCCAAGAUCAAGAGCUCAACUGAAGCAGAGAAAUACUACGCCGAGACUGUAUCUACCCUUAACUCUGUCCUUGCUAAGCUUGGUUAAGAGGAAUUUGUGUAUCUUAAUGUAAUGUACGCUUUUUUUGAAUGUGGAGGAAUUAGUUUUCUAUGGUGGUGGUGGGUUUGGUUAUGGUAGAUUCUGGAGUGCUAAUCAUGUUUUUUCAUGAUAAUUAUAAUCAAAUCGUAACUUGUUGAUAUUUUUGGAAAUAAAUAUAUUACAUUUGAUAAUUACCAAAA